CGGAGCCAGACUGUUGUCAAGAGAAGCGUUGCUAGCAUCGCUACAUAGGCGUUAGCUCACAACUGGAGCUAAAAUUGGGUAUAUAUUUGCCUGAGAAUAAUCUCUUUACAACCGGAGGGAAAUGCUGCGGUAUCUCUGGCAGUAUGUCUACACAUCCUUCUUGCGAUACUGGCUAAAGUGGCUCAUCAGGCAGGCAACAGGCACAUGUGAACUACAGAGAAUAUGCUCUGGAUAUAAACCUGGGGCAACAAGGACAGCAAAAGCAGAAUAUUCUCUCUGCUCAUCAAAGAACAAGGUUUUAAAAGGAGCUUUGGAAACUAGCAAGGAUAAAUUAGAGCAAUGUGUGGAUCAAAUCAUGAAAGAGAAGAGUGUCAAACCCCAGAAAGACCCAAAGUUCAGGGCAAACCUGCACAUCUGUCUUCUUCAAAUAAAAGGCUACAGCAGCCUGUUUGUGUUAGUGGAAGAUGUGAGAAAAGAAGUCUUUGACUCGGAGAACCAAGAGCACGAGGCCAUGCUGUUGAAGUUGUGGGAUCUGUUGAUGCCAAACAUAAAACUGGAGUCCAGGAUUACCAAACAGUGGGGAGACAUUGGAUUUCAAGGAGAUGAUCCAAAAACUGACUUCAGAGGAAUGGGCAUGCUGGGGCUAAUCAACCUUGUUUUUUUCAGUGAAAACUACACAGAAGAGGCUCGUCAAGUGCUGUCUCAUGCAAACCAUCCUAAACUUGGGUAUUCAUACGCCAUUGUUGGGAUCAACUUGACAGAGAUGGCCUACAGCCUCAUGAAGAGUGGUGCUUUAAAACCACAUUUCUACAACACAGUACAGGGAACACCUGAGCUUCAGCACUUUCAUCAGCUCUACUGUUAUCUGGCAUAUGAAUUUGAUAAAUUCUGGGUGGCAGAAGAACCAGAAAGUAUUAUGCAUUUCAACCAGUACAGAGAAAAAUUCCAUAGCAUAGUGAAGACACAUCUACAGGACCCUGAUGUCUCCCUCACAUUGACUGUCCGCUCUAAAAACGAAUGUUAAACCAAAGUUUCUCGGACCUCUCCAUGAACUCUGACAGUAUUUGUUCAGGUAAAAGAAGGUCAGAAGUGUGAAAGCAGACUGAAACUCAAGGUUUGGAAAAAAGAAAGUCCUCUGGUCUUUGUAUUUGUGAUCCAUUGCUCAUGCCCUGUUGGUCUUGUCACAGUGAUACUUAAAGGUUUUCAGAAAACAGCACAAAACUAACUGCCUAUACCUCGAAAAUGACCAUUCCUUUGUUUGUUAAACAGUUGUUAGGGAGAAUCUGAGCUACUGCAGGAGAGUGUGGUGGUAGCCGGACUCUCUUUGGUCAGGGUCAGUGGACUUGCUGUUAGCAAACAGAUUGUUGCAGUAAGACUUCCAUACUUAUAGCUGUCUUUUGCACAAAGUUCCCACUGUUGUCCCAAAAACAAGUGCAUGUUUUAAUGUGUCCCUUCAGCUGUAUUCUGUUCUAUAGGUGAUGUACUACUCAUAACAGUUGUUGCCUCCAUUUUCUUAAAUGUUUACCAUUUUUACCCUUAAUUUUAUGCUUUGAUUUG
Messenger RNA from Cheilinus undulatus (humphead wrasse), 1557 nucleotides. It is a transcript of the gene elmod2, whose product is annotated as ELMO/CED-12 domain containing 2. The coding region runs from base 122 to 1024 and encodes 300 amino acids. The transcript has 9 exons. The record is from RefSeq and is a predicted model, not a curated record. Gene Ontology annotation, cellular component: membrane. Lineage: Eukaryota; Metazoa; Chordata; Actinopteri; Labriformes; Labridae. Gene Ontology annotation, molecular function: GTPase activator activity.